AUUCACACAAGUAGUAUAUAAGGAGUUGCACAACACUAGAAAACUCAGCGGUAGCUUCAAAAUUCAAUAUGGAAACCAACGCUACUACUGCUAUGACGAUCCUUUUCUUCAUUCUCCCCCUGCUUAGUUUCUUUAUAUUGUCGAGCUUCAAACGUAAACGCUUCCCUCCGGGGCCCAAAGGCUGGCCCAUCAUCGGCAACUUGUUGAUGAUGGACACGCUGACGCACCGCGGACUAGCGAAACUCGCGGCUCGAUACGGGGGUCUUGUGCACCUCCGCAUGGGAUUCCUCCAUAUGUUCACCGUCUCGACGCCCGAUAUGGCCCGAGAAGUGCUCCAAAUUCAGGAUAAUAUUUUCGCCAACCGUCCCGCGACGAUGAAUAUCAGCUACCUCACGUAUGACCGAGCCGAUAUGGCCUUCGCGAAUUACGGGCCGUUUUGGCGCCAAAUGCGGAAAAUAUCGGUGAUGAAGCUGUUCAGCCGAAAACGGGCCGAGUCGUGGGACUCGGUCCGCGAAGAAGUCGACGAUAUGGUGAAAAUCGUGGUGUCGAACACGGGGUGUUCGGUUAACAUCGGAGAGCUCGUUUUCGGGCUCACGAGGAACAUUAUUUACCGCGCCGCAUUCGGGUCAUUAUCGCACGAAGGGCAAGACGAAUUCAUCAAGAUACUCCAGGAGUUUUCGAAACUGUUCGGCGCUUUCAAUAUCUGUGAUUUUGUUCCGGGGCUAACCUGGGCUGAUCCACAGGGGUUCAUGGGUCGGCUGGUGAAAGCUCGAGCCUCGCUCGAUGGGUUCAUAGACUCGAUUAUUGAUGAACACAUCGAGAAAAAGAAGAGCUGUAAAAUCGACGAGGGGAAUAGUGACAUGGUGUAUGAGCUCCUGGAUUUUUACAGCGAGGACAAGGCUACAGUGAGCGUGUCUGAAGAUUUGAACACCUCGUUGAAGCUCACGAGAGAUAAUAUCAAAGCCAUCAUUAUGGAUGUAAUGUUUGGUGGGACCGAGACAGUGGCGUCUGCCAUAGAGUGGGCCAUGUCGGAGCUAAUGAGGAGCCCAGAGGACCUCAAAAAAGUCCAACAAGAACUCAACAAUGUGGUUGGGCUUCACCGCCGGGUUGAAGAAAGUGAUUUCGACAAACUCACUUUCCUCAAAUGUUGCAUAAAGGAGACUCUCAGACUCCACCCUCCCAUUCCAUUACUUUUACACGAGACGGCCCAAGACGCCGAGAUCGCUGGAUAUCACAUUCCAGCGAGAUCUCGGGUUAUCAUCAACUCUUGGGCCGUCAACCGGGAUCCAAACUCUUGGGCUGACCCGGACACAUUCAAACCCUCCAGGUUUCUAAAAGAGGGUAUGCCUGAUUUUAAAGGAAGCAACUUUGAAUUCAUACCAUUCGGGUCGGGUCGGAGGUCGUGUCCGGGCAUGCAACUCGGACUCUAUGCACUUGAGAUAGCUGUGGCUCACCUUCUGCAUUGUUUUAGCUGGGAGUUGCCUGAUGGCAUGAAACCAAGCGAAGUUGACACGGAUGACGUGUUCGGGCUCACUGCGCCGAGAGCGACUCGGCUUGUGGCUGUGCCAACUCCACGCUUGUUAUGUCCUAUCUGCUGAGAAAACCAAAGGGAAGUCAUAUAUAAUACUUAUGUAUGUGCAUGCAUGACUUGAAAGAAUUGUAUGUUACACAUAUGUCAAUAUGUGUAUGCAGCCAAUAAUAUAUACUUGGGAUUGCAUUUAAAGCUAUAUACAUGCAUUUGUGAUUUUCGUUUUGUCAAUAUUUAGUAUGACGUAAUUAGGGAAAUGUAAUAAAAAUGAUUCUCAAAUAAAGAUAGCUGGUUCUUUUU
Molecule: messenger RNA, 1828 nt
Organism: Daucus carota subsp. sativus
Lineage: Eukaryota; Viridiplantae; Streptophyta; Magnoliopsida; Apiales; Apiaceae
Product: cytochrome P450 84A1
Exons: 2
Coding region: 69-1598 (509 amino acids)
Molecular function (GO): iron ion binding; heme binding; monooxygenase activity
Source: RefSeq, a predicted model, not a curated record